Molecule: messenger RNA, 693 nt
Organism: Gracilinanus agilis (Agile Gracile Mouse Opossum)
Lineage: Eukaryota; Metazoa; Chordata; Mammalia; Didelphimorphia; Didelphidae
Product: VWFA and cache domain-containing protein 1-like
Exons: 3
Cellular component (GO): voltage-gated calcium channel complex
Molecular function (GO): voltage-gated calcium channel activity
Source: RefSeq, a predicted model, not a curated record
AAAUUGCUGCAUUUCUUGUGUCCCUCUCUAGAUGAGAACCUCUUCUCCAAAACUGCUAAGGAACUUUAGCUAGGAAAAUAUUGAGAGGGUUCCCGGCUUACAUUCUAGGAUGGGGUAGUGUAACAUCCAUGAUCCUGAGAGGGGUUAAAGCUGCAUCACAGAAUUCCAUAGUGCCCCUUCCCUUGGAGUUCUGGGACACGGAGAUUAGGAUGUACACAGAUCACUCUGUGAAAAUAUACACAAUUUUUGCUGCCUCUCUUUGUUUAUUCCUUCUUGUUCUAGGUUACACACUUAUGCAUCCAUCCCUGACAAGGCCUUACUUGCUAUCAGAGCCCCCCCUUCACACAGACAUCAUCCAUUAUGAGAACAUCCCCAAAUUCGAGUUGGUUCGGCAGAAUAUUCUAAGCCUCCCUCUAGGCAGCCAGAUUAUUACAGUCCCUGUGAACUCAUCACUGUCUUGGCAUAUAAACAAACUGCGAGAAACUGGAAAAGAAGCCUAUAAUGUCAGCUAUGCCUGGAAGAUGGUCCAGGACACCUCGUUCAUCCUGUGCAUUGUUGUGAUCCAGCCAGAAAUCCCUGUCAGACAGCUGAAAAACCUCAACACCGUGCCCAGCAGUAAGCUCCUCUACCAUCGGCUGGACCUGUUGGGCCAGCCCAGCGCCUGCCUCCACUUCAAGCAGCUGGCGACCCUAG